AUGAGCAACCAGCAACGGCAACGCAUGUUCCAGGUCGAUGACUCGUGGGGAAAUGAGGAUGAGAAAUGCGUUGUGUGCACUCAAACAGUGUACCCGAGCGAGCGGCUGUCUGUGGAGGGCAAGAUCUUCCACAAGCCCUGCUUCAAGUGUGCCGAGUGCAAGUCCACCCUGAGGGCCGGCAGCUACGCCGCCAUCGAGGGCGUCUACUACUGCAAGCCCCACUACGCCCAGGCACGAUGCCAAAUUCAAGCUGAAGGGGAACUACUCGGAAGGGUUUGGGCUGGAGAAGCCCACGGCCAAGUGGAGUGGCAAAGCGGACGCCUCGCCAGCGGCCGCGCCCGCACCCGGUGA
Molecule: messenger RNA, 351 nt
Organism: Acanthamoeba castellanii str. Neff
Lineage: Eukaryota; Discosea; Longamoebia; Acanthamoebidae
Product: LIM domain containing protein
Exons: 4
Coding region: 1-351 (116 amino acids)
Biological process (GO): actin filament bundle assembly
Cellular component (GO): plasma membrane; actin cytoskeleton
Molecular function (GO): actin filament binding
Source: RefSeq, a predicted model, not a curated record